Ipomoea nil (Japanese morning glory) is the source of this 1268-nucleotide messenger RNA. RefSeq names its product aldose 1-epimerase-like. Gene Ontology annotation, biological process: beta-D-galactose catabolic process via UDP-galactose, Leloir pathway; glucose metabolic process. Bases 5 to 1096 code for a protein of 363 amino acids. Lineage: Eukaryota; Viridiplantae; Streptophyta; Magnoliopsida; Solanales; Convolvulaceae. The transcript is spliced from 5 exons. The record is from RefSeq and is a predicted model, not a curated record. Gene Ontology annotation, molecular function: carbohydrate binding; aldose 1-epimerase activity.
AAUAAUGGAGAAAUCAUCUUUAUUGUGUGUAUUUGUUGUAGUUGUUUCUCUGUUUGGGAACUUGUGUAGAGCAAGUGAGAAAGUGGGGAUAUUUGAGUUGAAGAAGGGUGACUUUUCUGUGAAGAUCACCAACUAUGGUGCCACUGUUCUCUCUGUCAUCAUCCCUGAUCAAAAUGGAAAGUUGGAUGACGUGGUUCUGGGGUUUGGCUCCAUUGAUGAGUACAAGAAUGAUACUACGUACUUUGGUGGCUUGAUUGGGCGCGUUGCUAAUAGAAUAGGGGGGGCUAGAUUCACUUUGAAUGGCAUCCAGUACAAAUUACCUGCAAAUGAUCAUGGUAACACCCUCCAUGGAGGUGACAUAGGGUUUAGUGAUGUUAUAUGGAAAGUGGAAGACUACGUAAAGGACCGUCACCUUUCGCUCUCCUACGACAGCCAUGAUGGAGAACAAGGAUUUCCGGGUGAUCUUCAUGUGAGUGUGACAUACAUGAUAAUUGGGAGAAACAGGCUAGCAAUCAGAAUGAAAGGCAAGGCUCUGAACAAGGCAACGCCUGUGAAUUUAGCCUCACACACCUACUGGAACCUUGCUGGCCAUAACAGCACUCACAACAUUCUCUCACACACCAUCCAGAUCUUCGGGUCCGGGAUCACCCCCGUGAAGGACAACCUCGUGCCAACAGGUGAAAUCAGAGCGGUCAAAGGGACAGCAUACGACUUCCUGCAGCCCCGCAAAGUCGGGAGCAGGCUGAGCCAAGUCCCCGGGGGAUACGACAUCAACUACGUGUUGGAUGGCGGGAGAGAUCAUAAUGGACUACGGCACCUGCACAAGGCGGCGGUGGUGCAAGAGCACAAAUCGGGGAGAAAGAUGGAGCUGUGGACUAAUAAGCCCGGGGUACAAUUUUACACGAGUAAUAUGUUGAACGAGACGCGGGGGAAAGAGGGGUUUGUGUACAGAAAAUAUGGUGGAUUCUGCUUGGAAACACAAGGUUUUCCAGAUUCUGUGAAUCACCCAAAUUUCCCCUCACAAAUUGUGAACCAAGGGGAGACUUAUCAACAUGUCAUGCUUUAUAGGUUCACUGCCCACACUACUAGACAUUAAAGCAUAUAUGCAGGUUUAAUUUAAAGUUGUUAGAGUGUUAGGUAGGGAGGGGUAGUUAAUAAUAAUAUAUAUAUUGUCUGUUCUUUCAGUUUUCAGGGCAGUAUGUAGCAUGUGAGUUCAUAUGCUUCUAUGUUAUGGGAACACUAUUUUGAUGUAUCCUUUAUGAACAGAA